GACAGCGCUGCAAAGUGCGCGGCGGAGAGUUGGUUGGGCCGGCGAGGAGGAGGGGGUGAGGAGAGCGGCGGUGGGUUGUGUUGCUCGGCGGUGGCCGGUGUGCGGGGCAGCGGUGACCGCGGCCGCGGGGUCUGGAUGCUGCCUGGUCUGCUGAGUGUUUCCAGCACUUUCUUUUUUUUUGUCUGUUCUCGUACUUUUCAGGAUGGCUAGCUGUGGGGAUGUUGAUCAUGCAUCAAACAUGAUUCCAGGUGGAAAGAAGUUAAGUGACUCCUGCUCAAGCACACCAACCCUGACUGUACCAGAAUGUGCUAUCUGCCUUCAGACUUGUGUCCAUCCUGUUAAAUUACCAUGCAAACAUAUCUUCUGUUUCCUGUGUGUAAAAGGAGCAUCUUGGCAAAGCAGACGGUGUGCUCUUUGUCGGCAGGAAAUCCCUGAAGAGUUCCUGGACAAGCCAGCUUUGUUGUCCCCAGAAGAGCUGAAAGCGGCAAGCCGAGGCAAUGGGGAGUACGCUUGGUAUUACGAAGGCACGAAUGGCUGGUGGCAGUACGAUGAACGUACAAGCACAGAGCUUGAAGAUGCUCAUAUUAAGGGCAAGAAGACAAUUGAAAUGUUGAUAGCUGGAUAUUUGUACGUUGCAGACUUGGAGAACAUGAUACAGUUCAGACGUAAUGAGCACGGCCGCCGUAGGAAAAUGAAGCGAGACAUAUCAGAUAUUCCCAAGAAGGGAGUAGCAGGUCUCCGGUUAGACUGUGACUCCAACUCAUUAACUUCGGAAAGAGAAAACUCUGCAGAUGGAGCUGAUAGCAUAGCUGGUGGAGGAUCUGCAUCAGCGUUACCACAGUCCUCCGUUUCCAUGAUGAGGCCCUCAGUUAGGCAGGCAGCCUCCCUAGCUGAUCAGCCAGUAAGUCCACUAACACCUUCCCCAGAUGUCAAUGUGUUGCUCGUGAACUCCCUCACUCAGUUGCAGCUCAGUAGCCAUGGGAUGAGCAGGAAUCGCAGAGGAGAGGGGGAAGAGCGGAGUGCAGUUGGAGUGUCAUAUGAUAAUACUGAGUCUGCCACUAGCACUGACACGGAGGAUGAGAAUGGCAGCCUGCUACAGGAAUCUACAGACAACACCCUCGGUGGGCAAAUACUAAUUUCUCCAAACGCUGAGCGAGAAAAUGAGAUAGCAGAAGGCGAACCUUCUCCAGAAGGAGCAUCUAGCAGUGGUAUCAGAGCCAGAGAGCAGCAUCCUGAUGGACAGUGCACUGUAACAGAAGUCUAGACCUUGCUGACUUCAUUUCUUAAAAAGAACAAAACAAAAUCAUAAGAGAUUAAAGGCGACUGAGGAAUGUGGAAUUUCUCGACCGGAAUUGCACUCAGAUUUAAAUUUAAACCAGAACUAAAAUUUCAUUUACAUAAUUUUGGCAUGACUGCCAUUUUUACUUUGCAAUUCAUAGGUUUCUUUAAUGUAGAAAUUGCACGUUAUUGUGGUAACAUUCAUUUUACUUUGUGCUUUAAUAUUGUGUUCAAUUUCAAAAUGACUCACUCCAUUUGCAUGUGGUGUGUUAAACGUGACAUCUGAGCUCAUUGCAAACACCAGUUGUGCUGGAGGCCUUUCAUUCUCCUUUUCAAAAUGUAAAAUGCCUCUUGUGAAUAAAAGUGAUUUUCUUGUAAGAGUCAACUGGUUUUAUCGGACAAAGGAAUUUGGGGUUUUUCUCCCAUGUGGCCAAACCAUGAAUUUUCAUUUUUGUUUUGUUUGCUUAAUUUAUUGGUGCAUUACUGCAAUUCCCUUUCAAUAGUAUUGUAGUUGAGGCUGGUAAUAGCUGUACAAGUAACACUACGUACAUGUUGACAUACGGUGAAGUGUUAGACACGUAGAAAUAGUUGAGUUCAAAUUUACAUUAUUCUGACGACUAACAGUCAAAUAAAGCUCAAGGUUUUUUUUAA
Messenger RNA from Leucoraja erinaceus (little skate), 1929 nucleotides. It is a transcript of the gene rnf146, whose product is annotated as ring finger protein 146. Gene Ontology annotation, cellular component: nucleus; cytoplasm. Gene Ontology annotation, molecular function: zinc ion binding; poly-ADP-D-ribose binding; ubiquitin protein ligase activity. Gene Ontology annotation, biological process: Wnt signaling pathway; ubiquitin-dependent protein catabolic process. Bases 203 to 1264 code for a protein of 353 amino acids. The transcript has 3 exons. The record is from RefSeq and is a predicted model, not a curated record. NCBI's taxonomy places the organism in Eukaryota, Metazoa, Chordata, Chondrichthyes, Rajiformes, Rajidae.